Messenger RNA from Bombus huntii, 1837 nucleotides. RefSeq names its product B9 domain-containing protein 1-like. The record is from RefSeq and is a predicted model, not a curated record. The transcript has 5 exons. The coding region runs from base 834 to 1403 and encodes 189 amino acids. Gene Ontology annotation, biological process: cilium assembly. Gene Ontology annotation, cellular component: MKS complex. NCBI's taxonomy places the organism in Eukaryota, Metazoa, Arthropoda, Insecta, Hymenoptera, Apidae.
GAUUAGCAUUUAGUUGGAUAAUACUUUCGAAGGAAAACACAUUUUUCUUUGACAUUCUAUUAAUUUCAGGAUCUCCGUUCCAAUUCAAUUUCAAACGUUCAACUUUAAUUACAAAUUUCUGAUCGGACUUAUCUUAUUUGUCUUCUCAGAUUUCCCAUCAACCCUCCUUGCAUCCUGGCGACAUUAAAUUUGAUUCCUCUAAUUAAAUAGGUUCACACAGCAACAAAUUAAUUUGCAUCUUCGUCUCUCCGUGAAUUAAAGUACUUUAUAAUUUCUCCUAAUAUUUCAUACCAUGUCAAGGCUACGUUUACCAGAAUAAUGCAAGUUGUUGUAGAUAUUAGAUAACAUAGCCGACGCCUUCUGAAUACUAAAGGGGAAGAUCCCAUCUAUAUUUAGUAACCGCGUCUUUUGACCGUUGAAAUGAACCAAAUGCUAUGGAAAAUGGAGGCGCAUGCUUCGUUACCACGACAACCAAUUCGCUUAAUCGUACACAAAGCUCCGAUCAGCACAAAUAAGCCUACCAUUAGUCAUGUUUCGUUCAUAGAACCUUCCUCGCUAAAAUAAUUGAACUCUGAUUAUAAAAAGCAUUUCUGUGAAUAUUACGUGCUUCGUACAAAAGAUUUGGAAAUUUCAUCAGCAUCCUAACGAAGUUAUAUUGAUCAGAGAUCGAAAUAAACAUUUUCUCUGAUAAGUGUUCGAGUACCUUUUAAUGAUUGUACUGCGUCGAUGUAUUUUAACGAUACUAGGAAUAAACAAAUAUCGUGAAUCUAAGUUAGUUUUCCUUUCUGUGAGUUUGUAAAUCUAAUUCGAUUAGAUUCCUACGUAAGUUGGUCAUGUCAGUCGAAGGUGAAUUCUUCCUCUCGAUCACAGGAUCCAUCGAACACGCGGAGUUUUACGAUGUUGACAACGCCUACUGCAAAUACGGAUUUCACUUUGGUCCCGAAUGGAGCGUAGUUGCCGGUAUCGAGGAAGGUUUGACGCAGAUGUGCAAAUGCAGCAGCGAUCCACGAAAUCUGGCAGUCUGGAAUUUUCCGCUAGAAGUCACGUUCAAGAGUACUAACCCGCAUGGAUGGCCACAGUUAAUAAUGUCUGUUUAUGGCUUGGAUAUCUUCGGCCACGACGUCAUCAGAGGAUAUGGAGUGUGUCAUUUACCGCUGAAAACAGGUCAACACGAGAAAAGAAUAUCCGUGUACGUGCCGGAGUCCUCCUCGACGUUGCAACGAUUUGCGGCCUGGUUAACCGGAAGAAGGCCAGAACUAAUUGAUCCGGCGAUAUUGGCUUCUGGUGACGGAAGGGAACUCACGCGCAUGAGAGUGGAGGGUAUUGUUACCGUAACAUUCAACGUGGUGCUGAAAGAUUUCUUCAAGUUGGGCUACAACAAUGGCGAGCAACGUAACAAGUAAUGAGAUUUGUUGGCCGACGUAAAACGCCCUCGAUUACGACAUUAAUAUUUCCUUCUUGCUUCCCGCGUCUGCGGCUUCAUAUCUCGUGUCAUCUUUCUUCGAAUUAUAUUUCUUUGACCGUGACGCGAAUUUACAAGUAAAUAUUCGUGGAUGUAUCUUAUUUACCAGACCUGAAAACGAACGACUAGAUUUGUGAAAAAUGAAAAGGCAAUGUUUAAUUAAAAUUAGAAAUCGAACAUGUACUUGUGAGUGUGAGUAAUAUUUUGUCGAGGAGCGAGUCUUUGUGUAACAUAAAAGUGUCGUAUAUACUGACCGAUGAAUUAACUUUUUCAUCGAUCCGUAACACCAAAUGUGGUUAAAAGAAUGUUUAACGUUUUAUAAUUUAAAUUGUAACUUGUAAAUAAUAUUGGAAUAUAUUUGGUAUUUUUUCCAUA